AAAUAAGCCAUUAAAAUGGUUCUGCUGAAGGCGGUGGGGCUUCAAAGUUCAAACGGAAGAAAAUGGAAGUAUAGCAGAGGAGGAGCUAAGAAGAUGGGUAUGGGUAGGUAUGCUUUGCGGAGUCGUCUAGUUUUUCUUUUCUUUGUUGUUUGCAUUGCAGCCGAAGCAGUAAUGGCGGAUGGAAAUCGGGCACGAAUGCCUGGUUUCAUCUACACCAGAAACAGAGGACGGUGUACUCCCCAGUUUUGGAGCAGCAGAAGGGAGGCAUGGCCGAAGAUGAUCCCACAAGCAUCGUCAGUGUCGAAGGUGUUUGGAUCAAGAGCAUUGGAGCGAUUCAAAUAUGACCUUACACUUUUAGAAGCGACGCAGAGGAAUGAUGACGGAGGUAAUGCCUUCUCGCGGUUGCUGAAGCAGUCAAGCGCAGCGCUCCUAAACUCAUAUGCGAGGAAAGGUUACCCUUAUUCUGCUUGGGAAGUUAAGACUCUGCUCAUCCAAGCCCUUGUCUCAGAAGAAGCUGCAGCUCUUCAAGCCCAACGUUUCUCCAUUGCUAAUCAAGUUUGCAUUUAGCUGAACAAAAUUUUCUUCUUGGUUGUUUCUAGUGUCCCUUUUAAGCCUUAGCUUUGGAUUAUGGAUCUUUAAGUCUCAUUAUGGUCUUUGAACUCCUAAUGUAAAUUUUAUGAAGAAAAAAAUCUUUGUUCCUCA
Molecule: messenger RNA, 702 nt
Organism: Macadamia integrifolia
Lineage: Eukaryota; Viridiplantae; Streptophyta; Magnoliopsida; Proteales; Proteaceae
Exons: 2
Coding region: 16-567 (183 amino acids)
Source: RefSeq, a predicted model, not a curated record